This is a messenger RNA of Funneliformis geosporum, 2208 nucleotides long. The record is from the annotation of a GenBank genome assembly. Lineage: Eukaryota; Fungi; Glomeromycota; Glomeromycetes; Glomerales; Glomeraceae.
AUGAAAGUCACUGAACAAGAUCUUCAAGAAGUUGACGAAUUAGUUACUAAACUUUCUAUUCAAGACAAAACUAGGGGUAAAGGGACUAAAAGAUCAGUUAAGAAAAAUGACUAUGUUCACCAACUCUCUGGGAUCGCGGUUUCUUCGUGGAAAAUGAAUGAAUGGGACUACAAAAAAGGUCGAACUCCCACAAAAAUUAGAGGGUUAUUUACAAGACAGGUGGAAAAUCGACAUGAGAUAAUUAUCCGUGGUUACGAUAAAUUCUUUAACGUUGGCGAAAUGCCUGAAACUACGUGGGAACAUAUUGAAAUGAAUACUGUUGGACCUUACGAGAUUACAGUCAAAGAGAAUGGAUGUAUCAUAUUCAUUGGUGGACUUCCAGGUGAUCAUAUUCUUGUUACAAGUAAACAUUCAAUGGGUGUACGAGAAGAUGCCGUAGCUCAUGCCAUUGUAGGUGAAAAAUGGCUUGAUGAACAUUUGGAAAAAGCGGGUAAAACUAAACAAGCUUUGGCAAGUUUUUUGUAUGAAAAUAGAUUAACUGCGGUAGCAGAGUUAUGCGAUGACCAGUUUGAAGAACACGUGUUACCAUAUAAUACACCAGAUCGUCGUGGAUUAUACCUUCAUGGAAUGAAUUUAAAUACGGUCAACCUCAAAACAUGGCCAAGUGAAAUGGUUGCAAAUUUCGCAAAAGAAUGGGGGUUUCUUCCAAUUCAUUAUUAUGUUAAACCAUCUAUAACCGAAGUUAAAAGCUUUAUUAAUGACAUCAGACAAGAUGGAUCAUUGGAAGACGGUAUACCAAUCGAAGGAUUCGUUGUCAGAACAAAAACUAUUUCAUCUGAACAAGAUUUUUUCUUUAAAGUUAAAUAUGAUGAACCGUAUCUUAUGUAUCGUGAAUGGAGAGAAAUUACUAAAGCACUAUUGAAUAAGAAAAACCCAAAAACCACUUAUAAAUUGAGUAGACAUUACCUUGAAUGGGUUAGGGAAAAAAUUAAAAAACAGCCAGAACUUUUCAAGGGUUAUCAACAUAAUCAUGGAAUUUUCCGCGUUAGGGAUAUGUUCUUGGAAUAUUGGAAGAAUAGAGGUGGUAUCGAAGGAAUUCCAAUAGAAGAUAAUCAACAAUACCACAAAACCUUGUUGGUUCCAAUUGGAACAAUCGGAUGUGCUAAACUGUUUUCCUUUGUGCAUAUACAAAAUGAUAACAUUGUUAUGAAGAAACCACGUCUCGAAUUUCAUAAAAUCAUUAAUGAAUCAUUCAAGACUCGCGAUGUUGUAAUUGCGGACAGAAACAAUCAUCUUAAGUACUUACGUAGAACUUUAAUAGAAGCUGUGAAAGAAAUUUGGCCAAAAGUUCGUAUUGUGGCUAUUUACUGGAAUCAUGAUCGGCCAGAUGACGAGAUUUUUCAAAUCACAUCUAAGCGUAUAGUUGCUCGGGGAGAAAAUCAUCAAUCUCUCACUCCAAGCGAUUCAGAUUAUGAGAAGGUAAUAUGGAGGUUCUUGGAAGAUUUUGAACCUUUGGAUUCAAAUAAUAAUGUGGACGACCAGUUUGAUGAUGUAAUCGAUUUAGAUAUUGCCAAUGAUAUUAAAACCAAUCUUGAGAUUGUAAUCGAUAGAUUACAAGGCAUCAUUGGAAUUGAAAAACCUGGUGAAGAUGCGAUUAAUAAUGCUAUAGAUGAAAUAAAAAAUUACAAGCCAUCAAUCCGUAAACGUCAAUCAUCUCAAUCAGCUAAUUGUGCUUACGUUGGGAUUGCUUUAGACUUUAAUAUUCGAAAUUUUCUUACAGAGUAUUUUAAAGAACAUUCGCAAAAAGAUCCUGGAAUCUUUAAGGAAUUGGUCCAAAGGGAUCGUAUUAAAUCUACAUUUCAUGUUACACUCAUUAAUCGCAAGGAAUUAAAAAAAGGAAAUAGUGAGCUUUGGAAGAAAUGUAUAGCAAUGUGUGGUCAACAAGUGAAAAUAUAUAUUAGCAAGAUAAUUGCCAAUGCUCAAAUUAUGGCUCUUGCCGUCGAUAGAUUUGAUCCAGAAAAUGUUCCUUAUUCGAAUAAAUGUCCACACGUUACAGUUGGCACAAUUAGUGAUGAUGUAAAACCCGUCCAAGCAAAUUCAUUAUGUGAAUCAGUGUUACGCGAUAAGAAUAGUGGUAAUGAAGGACAUAUAAUUACAUUGGAGAAAGGAUUGGAAUUAACUGGAACUAUCAAAGGGUUUAAUUACUAA